AUGGCCGGCAAGGCCUCUCGGCAACUCGGCAACGCAUCAUUCGCGCUGAGAGCAGAGAGUGACCCGGAUAGCUUCUCUCUUCGGGGAGUGUGCGCAGCAACCAUGGCGGCCGACCGGUUCAACAUGAACCGUAGUUGGGAUCAUAUCCAAAACAAAUACGUCGGAACCGGCCACUCGGACACCACCAAAUUUGAAUGGGCAACAAACCAGCACCGAGACUCUAUCGCAUCACACAUUGGACACAGCGACUUGCUGAUGUACUUUGCCGUGGCGGAGAACAAUGCCGUGGGCCGUGUGCGGUACCAGCUGCUCGAGAAAAUGCUGCAACCGUGCGGGCCACCACCAGCAAAAGACGACGACGAUAUAUGACACUGCUUUUGGAAGCGCCGACGUCUUGUCGGUUCUUCGUCGAUUUACAUUUUUGCGUGUUUGAGCGCCACUCUUCGUGUGUAGACAUGUAGACCAACGUUGUGUUGGUGGCGUUAUUAUUGGCAAAACAUAUAGCGUACAACGGUGGAUGUAUUUGUGGCCAUGUGGCGAAGAGAUAAUGAAACGAAAUGCCGUAUGCAUACGAUCCGCGGCUGUUGCUUGCCGAGUAUGUGUCUUGAGGUUCUUGGGUGGCAUCUGUUUGCGUGCAUCUAGACCCUAUGCUAUCGCUUCAUGUGGUGCUUGACCUCAGCCCGGACAUGACCCCCCGUCUCGUCA
Messenger RNA from Ectocarpus siliculosus, 705 nucleotides. The record is from the annotation of a GenBank genome assembly. NCBI's taxonomy places the organism in Eukaryota, Phaeophyceae, Ectocarpales, Ectocarpaceae.